Molecule: messenger RNA, 907 nt
Organism: Schizophyllum commune H4-8
Lineage: Eukaryota; Fungi; Basidiomycota; Agaricomycetes; Agaricales; Schizophyllaceae
Exons: 2
Coding region: 161-793 (210 amino acids)
Source: RefSeq, a predicted model, not a curated record
UGACCCGUCAACUGCUGGGUAUAUAACACCCACCGUUAACGCUCUGUAGCUCACCAUCUCUUUCCCCGCUACGUCUCGAAUCCUGACGACUGACUCGUAACAAACGAACGAACGUCGCUCACCACAAUCCUUACAACCAGCGCACACGAACACGACCACCAUGCCCCUCCACUUCACCGUCUUCGACCUCGAGUUCCAGUUCACCUUCGAACCCUACAAGAUCAAGCGCGCCACCAAAGCCAAGGCCGCGCAGUACCCCCCGUCUACCUACCCCGCUUUCCACCACCCGUGCACCGCCACCAACUGCACCUACGCGAACCCGCCCAGCUGCACCGCCGGCACCUUCCGCUGCCGCGGCGCGCCCGAGGGGCCCUUCACCUGCACGGGCUACUACCACGUCUCCGAGCGCAAGGCGCGCGCGAACAGGGCGUGGUGGGAGGCGCGGCGGCGCUCGGCGCUCAUGCAGGAGGCGCGCGAUGUGAGGACAGGGGUCUGGGAGGAGCAGAUGCUGGAGUGGAGAAGGGAGCUUGAGGGGAGGGAGAGGUAUGAAAGGGAGAGGGCGGAGGCGGAGGCGAGAGAGGGGGCGAGGGCGGCGGCGAGGAUGGAGAGACAGAGGGCGUCUCCCACGUCACGACCCCGCGGCCCUCGCGCGCGGUCGCCGGCAAUCUGCGAGGACCGUUCUGCGGGCCAGUCUUCGCGGCGCUCACCGACUGCAGGCCGGGAGCGGUCUUCACCGUCCGGCACGCGGGCCUCCCCAUCCAGCGCGCGUCGCUGGGCCGUGCAAAACGCCUAGACGACUACUUGACGACCUCUACUACUCUGCCUGCCUGUCUUUACUGUACAUCGACGAGUCUUCGCCUUAGCUGGACUAUAGGCGUAAUUCAUCGAUAAUUAUUUCUCGCCUUCU